Neolamprologus brichardi is the source of this 4191-nucleotide messenger RNA. RefSeq names its product FERM domain containing 4Ba (gene frmd4ba). Lineage: Eukaryota; Metazoa; Chordata; Actinopteri; Cichliformes; Cichlidae. Gene Ontology annotation, biological process: establishment of epithelial cell polarity. Gene Ontology annotation, cellular component: adherens junction; bicellular tight junction; cytoskeleton. Gene Ontology annotation, molecular function: cytoskeletal protein binding. The record is from RefSeq and is a predicted model, not a curated record.
UCAAGCAAAACAAAGUGGUCCGCAGAUCAGCUCUUCUACUCAUUCUGAAAGUGCAAGGUGUCACCAGUAGAAGAAGAAAGAAAGGUGGCCAGCGGAGAGAAAGAGCAUUCGGACAUGGCUGUGCGUAUCAUACGUGGGAUGGAGGAUCUGGUGGCAUCGGGUAGCCAGCUCGUCUGGAGCCUGGCGCAUCAGACACUGAGGAGCUGGUACAAUCGUGGGCUGAUGCCAUGCAGACGCUUCCUAGAAGCCUGGUUCAGGAUUGGGAAAUGCUACCAGAUGACAGAGGGCCGCCUGUGCCAAGUUCACCUCCUUGAUGACCGCAAGCUGGAGCUGCUGGUUCAGCCCAAGCUUUUGUCCCGUGAACUGCUAGAUCUGGUAGCGUCACAUUUUAACCUGAAGGAGAAAGAGUACUUUGGAUUGUGCUUCAUAGAUGACACUGGCCAGAGCAACUGGCUCCAGCUAGAUCGUAAAGUCCUCGAUCAUUACUUCUCCAAGACUUCAGGGCCUUUGGAGCUCAAGUUCCUUGUGAGGUUUUACAUCGAGAAAAUCACCCUCUUGAAAGAGAACACAACAGUGGAGCUGUUCUUCCUAAAUGCUAAAUCUCUAGUGUUUAAUGAGACCAUUGAAGUGGAGAGUGAAAAUGUGUUCAAGUUAGCUGCGUUCGCAUUGCAGGAGGCCAAAGGAGAUUACAGCAGUGCUGAAACUGCUACAUCAGACUUGAAACAGCUACCAGUCCUGCCCACCAGGGUAUUAAGGGAACACCCGUCUCUCAAUUACUGUGAGGAAAAAGUGAUUGAACAUUACAAGAAGCUGAUAGGACUGACCAGAGGGCAAGCCAUUGUUCAGUAUCUGGCCCUGGUGGAGUCCCUGCCAACAUAUGGAGUCCAUUAUUACCCAGUGAAGGACAAGCAAGGAAUACCGUGGUGGCUGGGAGUCAGCUAUAAAGGCAUUGGCCAGUACGAUUGGCAGGAUAAGCUGAAACCUCGACAGUUGUUUCAGUGGAAGCGGUUGGAGAAUUUGUAUUUCCGUGAGAAGAAGUUUUCAGUGGAAGUGAACGACCCACACAGUAGAACAGUGACCAAGCGAACCUUUGGACAGUCUGGCCUGGUUAUUCACACGUGGUAUGCCAGCCAUUCACUAAUUAAAACCAUCUGGGUGAUGGCCAUCAGUCAGCACCAGUUCUACCUGGACAUGAAGCAAAGCAAAUCAAAGAUGACCACUACCAGGAGUUCAGGAGACAUCGCAGUAGACCUCACUGAGAUCUCCGCCCCCCGGAUCACUAAACUUUCCAGUAUUGAAAGCAAAAAUCAUCUAAUAAUGGCCAGCAAUGGAAGCCUCAUCUCAACUGGUUCUGCUGACUCUGAAGUCAGCGAGGAACAGAAGAAAGAGAAGAUCGCUGAAUUGAAAAAGAAGGAAAAGGAACUUCAAGACAAACUGUCAGCGAAACUUGAAGAACUGAAAAAGAUCUGCUUAAGAGAAGCUGAGCUUACAGGAAGAUUGCCUAAGGAAUAUCCCCUGGCCACAGGUGAGAAGGUUCCUCAAGUGCGACGGCGUGUUGGGACAGCCUUCAAACUGGAUGAUCUUUUCCCCUAUGAUGAGGAUCCACAUCUGAGGAAUCUGGAGAGUCGGUUUGCCUUGCAGCAAAAGAUUGUGGAAGCAGCCAUGAAGCUAGCCAAUGAGGCUGACCUGUGCAAGACUGUGAAAAGGAAAAGGAAACACAACUAUCUUGACGCUAUGAGAAACCUGGAAGAGAUUGAGAAGCAGAUCAACGACUACAGGGUCAAAAAAGGACAGAAACCCACUCAGAGAGCCUCACUAAUCUUACGAGAUGAUCCCCAGCCUUCAGAACUCAGCUCGCUAUCUGACAGCCUCACUCUGGAUGAUGAUGAUGAGCUUGGCUCCCAGAGGCAGCGGUCUCGUUCAGUCCAAUACUCCCCCAGACCACACCACGCAGACACUCUGGAUGCUCAUUACAACAAAGACAGACGAGCCUCUGCCAAUGACCAGCUCGCAGACAGCAGAUUAUUUGACCAAGACCAGGAAGCGCACCAUUACAGUCACAAUGACACCUUAUCGGUCUACAGCAGCCCAUGUAAAGCAGCUUCCAGGCAGCCACGUGAUGCACGCAGCAUGCCACCCACUCCCCUCCUCACCCGCAACGCAUACAGCAGCACACAGCUGAGAUCAGAGGAUUCUCCACAACACUUCCGCCAGCGUAGCGGGAGUCUGGAGUCACAGUCUCAGCUCAUGAUCGAGACCAAACCAACCAUGCCAACACUGACUGUCCCGUCAGCUCGACGCAGCAACAGCACCGAAAUGCUUGAUGACGGUUCCUCCUACACAAGCCAGUCUAGUGUGGAAUACAGCGUCCCUGGUAACCACACGCACGGGCGCAGAGUGCGUGGGCGCCACAGAAAAGACAUGUACGCCAACACGGGCAGCAUGCCCAACCUGGCUCAGCCAGACACUCGGUGCUAUGCCUACCAGCCUCGGGCUCGGCCCACCACAACAGCCUACUAUGUCACAGGCUAUCCCAACUACCCAGAACCGGAGCCUUACUCCAAUGGAGUCUAUGUUUACGACAAUGAAAUGGAGGGACACUAUAAUGUUAACCCUUCCUACCACCACACCCAAACAGCUUAUCAAAGCCACAGCGUGUAUGGUCACUACGGUAAUGACGAGAUAGAUGGUGCAUCACAGAACGUGUACGCCACGAUACGGCCAUCCAGGCAGCGUCCAGUGCCUCGAAGCAACGAACAGAUCAACAAGAACAUCCAGAAGGCCCUGGUGGCUGAACACUUGAGAGGCUGGUACAAACGUAACACUGCACAAAAACAGGCUGCGUACGACUAUGAGUAUGACAGAGGCUCCCAGCAGAGUCUGGGCUAUCCAACCACGCAUGCACCACAAGCCUACAGCAGGAACCUUUCCUACUCGUCAGUGGCCUCCAGUGGAAACUGGCACAGUCACAUGACCGGCAGUGCUAUGCUGGAAUAUGACAUGCCCGUGCAUGCACCGCAGUCUUACUCUUACAGCACAGCCCCCUACGCCCACUCCACCCACAGCAGAUCCUAUAUAGAUGUCAGCCAAAUGGACUCCCACAUCAACAGCCAAAUGCACACUAACAUGGACCCUGAAGAACAGCUUUACUGGCAUGAAGACUCAAAACCAGGAACAAUAGUUUAGCCGGAUACCUUACAACUGUGCAAAAUCUUCACCUUGACAAAACGUCACUGUGCCUUAAACUGCACUUACCUGUUUUGUAAUUUCCUUGUAAAAGGACCCAAAGAAUGAAGGAAUUUAACUUCUGUGGAACUCAGCACGUUAAAUGAAGUAUUCUCAUUUCUGUAUCUCUUGAACGCAGUUGCCAAACUGAUGCCCAUCCCUGUAUUUGAAAUCACAACAAGAACCCCAUUGGAGUGUCUAAUCAUGGGGUUGCGAGUGUUUGUAGUGAUGGGACCUGUGCACUGAAACUAUACCAAGCCCUGCAGUGGACUGAAUGGUAUAGCAAAGGGUGUAGCAUUACUCUUUAGAGAUACUGAACCAAGGACUAAAACUGUCUCUCUAAGAGGAUACCGAGCGGCAAUGAACAAAGAACAUGACUGAUCCUGUUGUGCUACUUGCACACACAUAUGAACACUGUAACCAUGAAGGAUUAGACACGGAUUUAUAAGGUCAUUAAUGAAGCACUGAACUCGUUAAAUAGGAGUCGAGAGAAAAGGCUACUUCCGGGAAUAUUCUGCAGUCACCUGAUCCACGUUUCUAUUACCGUUCCGGUCUCUACACUCGUUUGUCAUUUACAAAGUAUUCAGUUUGCUUCACUGUCAGUACUUACACCAUAAUUGAGCCAAAUGCUUAUUUGUUGCACCACUUAAGUAUUACCUGAGUCACCAGUUUCGAAUAUUACUGCCUCUGUGGGAAGACAGAAAAUCCAGUUUUGUUUUGUUUUGAACAUGGUUAUUUCAUCCAUGCUGGAAAUCAUGGACUGGUGCUCCAAAUUUCUCUCAAGAGAUUAAAACUGUGUAAAUGUUGGUAUGUAAAUACACUGGCUUAGUCUUUUUUUUAUUAUUUUAGAGCAUUUUUAUGUAUUUGAAAAGCAUGUAAUAUAUAGUAAACAAUUAUUGUUAAGCUGGUUCUUAGUAAUUUGUAUAAUUACAAUGGUUUGGAUUAAAAAAAAUUGAAUUUCCCAGU